Penicillium daleae is the source of this 1116-nucleotide messenger RNA. Its product is annotated as SRR1 family protein. The record is from RefSeq and is a predicted model, not a curated record. The transcript is spliced from 3 exons. Lineage: Eukaryota; Fungi; Ascomycota; Eurotiomycetes; Eurotiales; Aspergillaceae. Bases 1 to 1116 code for a protein of 371 amino acids.
AUGGCCGACGAAGAUCAACCAAGCUACGAAAUCAACAGUGGGGAUGUGAAUAUCAGCGAUCACUACUUCAUGUGUCACUUUCGCUGGGCCAAGCCGCCUGGCCAUGGAUCCAAGACUAUGGAAGAAGCCCAGGCGCGAAUCGAUCAGCUCUACCAGGAUGGAGUCCCGUUCUUUUCCAAGGAGAUGAUUCGGGUUGCCUUUGAGCAGUGCCAGCACAAGCCUCCUCGUGGUGAAAAGAUCUACGUCAAAGAUAUCACUGGGGCGUUGGUCGAGUUUGAGAGCCAGACGGGGGAUGUCAAGGGGGAUAUUGACAAAGACGGUGUCAAAGUAGAGUAUAUCCUACUCGAUCCAGUGCUUUCAUACGACUGUCGGGCUCAUCUGAAACACCAGCUCUGGUGGGCAGGUAUCCGGGAAGACCGGCCCCCAUUCUGCAGUAUAACAAUCCAACACCCUUCUCUCAAUCGCAAGGCCAAAACCAAGGAACUUGUGAAUCCCUGGCCAACGGAGCCUCGUGAACAAGUCACCCAAAUAUUCCAGGAACAUCUGCAGAAAUGGCGAGACACCGAGGCCGCUAAGCGACUCGUUCAGACCCUCACUACGCACGUGGCGACCCAUCAAAUCAACAAGAUCGUGGCUCUGGCGUUGGGUGCGAUUUCAUACGCUUGUGAUGAUCGUCCGCGCUCUCAUAUCCAACAUGCUUUGUUGGUGACGCUGCGGAAGUGGCUCGCUGAUCGAGACGGGAGGGAGGAUGUCAUGUGCUACGCCCAGGAUCCUGCUUAUCGGUCUGUUGAUCGAGAGGUACUGAAUGAGCAUGGGAUUGAGGUGAUUGAUGAUCCUCGGGCGUGGCUGGAAAUUGACGACGAGUCCAUUGUGUUCUCGGUGGGCCCUAAUGUGCCCGUUAAGGAGAUUGUGGCCGAUAUUGCUCGACCGGCGGUUAUUAUUUGGGAGCGGGUUGGAUGUCUGGAUGGUGAUGAAGAGGGGAAGAUGUCUUGUACGGAUCCUGAUUCUGCUCGGGUGCGGGCUAUGCUGGAGAAGUAUGAGCUGUUUGACUUUGGUGUUGAAGAUGAUGACAACUUUUGCCGGUCAGUGAUGUAUGUUCGACGGUGUCGAGGGUGA